Fusarium graminearum PH-1 is the source of this 1518-nucleotide messenger RNA. RefSeq lists its product as uncharacterized. Bases 1 to 1518 code for a protein of 505 amino acids. The record is from RefSeq and is a predicted model, not a curated record. The transcript is spliced from 2 exons. NCBI's taxonomy places the organism in Eukaryota, Fungi, Ascomycota, Sordariomycetes, Hypocreales, Nectriaceae. Gene Ontology annotation, molecular function: hexose transmembrane transporter activity. Gene Ontology annotation, cellular component: membrane. Gene Ontology annotation, biological process: monosaccharide transmembrane transport.
AUGGCCGGCUCUAGGCUCCGCGAUAUCAGCGGAUACUUGAUCUUGCUCAUCGCCAUCACCACUUUGGGGUCUCUACAGUUCGGUUUCCACUUGGCCGAACUCAACGCUCCCCAAGAUGUUAUCACCUGUCAAAAGAAAUCGAUCAAUGCUCUAUCCGCUCUCGACAAGAUCAAAGGUUUGAUCCACAAGAAACCGGUCGAGGAGGAUCAUGGGUUCCUGCCCCAUUGUAUUCCCAUGGAUGAAGCCGCCUUUGCGACCGUAUCCUCGAUAUUCACCCUGGGAGGACUACUGGGAGCUUUGACAUCGGGUCCUUUCUCUUCUAAGCGCGGACGCCUUCCUGCGAUGCGAAUUACCGGCCUACUAUACCUCUUUGGAGCUGCGGUUGAGACCGUUGCUGGCAGUGUCUUUGUCAUGGCACUCGGCCGCCUUUUCUCUGGCAUCGGAGCUGGAGCUUCAACUGUCGUCGUUCCCUUGUACAUCAGCGAGAUUGCACCACCAAAGGAGAGAGGACUAUUCGGUUUCAUGACCCAAAUCUCCAUCAACGUCGGUAUUUUGGCAGUCCAGACGCUGGGAUACUUCCUAAGCUACGGAACUGCUUGGCGAUGGAUCCUUGGCUCGGGAGUCUUUAUUGCGACAGCCCAGACGUUGGGACUCUUUGUUGUACCAGAGAGUCCCUCAUGGUUGGCUGCCCAAGGUGAUGGAACCAAGGCUAAACGAACUCUACAGAGGAUCCGUGGAAAUGGCUACGACAUCAAUGAAGAGACCGAGUCCUGGAACGGAGAGGAACGUGAUGCUUCCGAAGAAGACGGCCUUCUUCAGGCUGACAGCGCCUCCGAAUCUGCACCCAAGAACCGCGUUGAGCACCUCGGCUUCCUUCAGGUUCUCCAAGACUCUGAUACCCGACCUGCCAUCAUCGCGGUGGUGGGCAUCAUGUUUGUUCAGCAGCUUUGCGGUGUCAACUCAAUUAUCAUGUACUCUGUCUCUCUUCUUGCCGACCUACUUCCCAUUUCUUCAGCACUCCUUACCAUUCUCAUUUCCGUAGUCAAUCUCGCUACCACGGUCGCUUGCGCUCCUCUCCCUGACCGCCUGGGCCGCAAGACUUGUCUGCUUGCAUCCAUCGUUGGUCAAGGAACCAGCGCUUUCAUCUUGGCUCUGUCAAUUGUAUUUGGAGCCAAGAUCAUCUCAGCCGUCGCCGUCGUGGCUUUUGUCGGGUUCUUCGCCGUCGGUCUCGGCCCUGUACCAUUCCUGCUCGCUUCUGAGCUUGUCGGACAAGAAGCCGUUGGUGCCACUCAGAGUUGGUGCCUCGCAGCCAACUACGUGGCGACAUUCCUUGUCGCUCAGUUCUUCCCUAUCGUGAAUACAGCUCUUAACAACGUGCUGGGCGGUCAUGGAUGGGUGUACUUCAUCUUUGCUGGCCUCGCUGUUGGGUCAUUCAUCUUUGUGUUCUGGAAAGUCCCAGAAACAAAGGGCAAGAAGGAUGUUGAUGAGGUCUGGGGCAGGACAAGACGCGUUGAUUAG